This is a messenger RNA of Schistocerca nitens (vagrant locust), 2936 nucleotides long. RefSeq names its product intraflagellar transport protein 46 homolog (gene IFT46). NCBI's taxonomy places the organism in Eukaryota, Metazoa, Arthropoda, Insecta, Orthoptera, Acrididae. Gene Ontology annotation, cellular component: motile cilium; centrosome; intraciliary transport particle B. Gene Ontology annotation, biological process: intraciliary transport; cilium assembly. The transcript has 8 exons. The coding region runs from base 77 to 1138 and encodes 353 amino acids. The record is from RefSeq and is a predicted model, not a curated record.
GCUCUUGGAUACGCAUUUGAAUCUUGUUAUCGACACCGAAAUACUUCACAUAGGUGUAUUCUGUAUCAUUUUUGAUAUGCUAUCCAACAGAGAUUCUAACGAUGAAGACGAUAUUUCUCCUAGAAUGAAGUUGUCCGCGUCAACAAUUUAUGAUGAAAGUGUCGAUGUGGUUGACGCUGAAGAGGUGCAAAGCGUGUCGUCGUCGAACAGUAGCAAUAUAAAUGAAGUUUACUGCCAUACAGAUAGUCCUCCCACACCUGUUCCCUAUAGCAAUUCCGACAGCUUUCACAAUGCGAAGCUGCAAGAGGCCAGUACUUCGGGGGCAGAUACCGCUGAUCACAGAGCAUCUCAUCUCUCAUCAUCAAGGAGAGUCCCAGUGAGACAUAACACAGCACACUCGGAUAAUAGUGAAGAUGAUGAUGAUGAUGAUGAUGAUGAAGAUGAUGAAGAUGAAGAUGAUGAUGAUGUUCAAGCUGCAACUUUGGAAGGUUCCUAUGACCCAUCAGAAUUUGAGCACCUUCCUGUUGCAGCAGAUAUUAAAGAAUUAUUUCAGAAUAUAACAAGGUAUACACCUCAGAAGGUAGAAUUGGACUUCAAACUUCAACCAUUUUUACCAGAAUUCAUUCCUGCAGCAGGAGACAUUGAUGCAUUUCUGAAGGUUCCGCGUCCUGAUGGCCAGUCUGAUGGUUCAGGCCUUCACGUUUUGGAUGAACCAUGUGCCUGCCAAAGUGAACCUGCAGUUCUACACCUGCAACUACGAGCUGUUGCUAAGCAAUCAUCAGGAAGUGCUGUUGUAGUGAAGAAGGUUGAGAAUGCUGAAAAGAACUCACGUGCUAUUGACAAAUGGAUAAAAGAUAUCAGUGAUCUUCAUCUUAGCAAACCACCACCAACUGUUCACUACACUAAACCAAUGCCAGAUAUUGAUAACCUAAUGCAGGAAUGGCCAGCUGAAUUUGAGCAGCAGUUGCAGGAAAUUGGUUUACCAACAGCUGACUUGGAUUGUAACCUGCUGAAAUAUGUUGACAUCAUAUGCAAUUUUUUCGAUAUCCCUAUAUAUGAAUCAAGGAUACAGUCACUACAUGUGCUGUUUUCAUUGUAUGCAGCUGUUAAAAAGCAUGUGAACAAUAAUCCAGUAUGAUUACUCAGCUCUCAUACAUCUGAAGUGGCGUUUCAGGCUAACAUUGUAUCACAGUUACAGAAAAAAUGUGAUUCAGAAAUGUGCACAAACAUGUAAUUAAUGAUUUUAUGUGAGUUUAGUAGCAUAAAUUUAUGGACUUUCCAUAAAAUUAUUAAAACAGUAACAGAACACUCAAUAUAAAUUGCUUUCAGUUUUAAGGAAGACAGAUCAACAUCCACCUCAGAGUUGUAACUGAAUGAAACACAUCACAUGAAAUGCAACUGACUUUUUAAAUUUUUAGUUUGUGAUUAAUACAUUUCUUUCUUAUGUUAAUCAGUAAUUUUGAUGGGACUGUGUUAGCAUUAUCAAUGAAUACUACAGUUUUGAAAGCAGGCUUUUUGUGUGUGUGUAUACCCGUGCACUUGAGAGAAAAAGUCACAAAUGAUUUUAUCGUCAUGCAGUGAGUUUGGAGUACGUAUUACUUGAAGAGGAGUUCACCAACCAGUGAAAACAAUUGAAUUUCUAUGAUUCUCAGGAUAGCACUUAGGGACCUUCACUUCAUAACAUACUGCAUCUCUUCAAAGAAGAUCUAGUUCCUUUGACUGAUGAGCUAUAAUUUUCAGCAAGGAUUGCAGUCAUCCUGUUGUUCCAUAUAGGUAGGAAGUAUUGUGUAACAACAAUGUAAGCAUGGAAAGCAGUUUCUAAUGAGAACAAUUGGAGAAAUUAGAAGAAGGAAAAGAACAUUAUGAACCAGGAAUGUGUAAGUUUAGAAAAUAUGAAAGAAAUGGAACUCCUAUCAUUGUAGGGACAUUCCUGCUGUAGGUAUGAGUACUAGAAAGUGGAAAAAAUUUUGAUCUCAUUACUUAGCUUAAAAGUAUUGAAAUGUUGCAAAACGCCUUUUUUCGUUAGCCUAAGAAAUAAGUACAAAUCAUGGUGAGAUAACCUCUCCCUCUCCACACACGAAAAGUGUUAUCUGUCUGAAAGUGACAUACCCAAAAUCGGUAACUAUGUCGAAAAUAAUAAAUAGCAAUCUAAAGAGGUAAAUAUUUACAAAAUGCACUGUUUUUUUUUAAAGAACAUUCAUAAUUAUUCUUAACAAUGCCUGGAUAACAGUAACAAUGUGUUGAAAAUAGUGAUAUGAGAAUAUUUCAAAUGUUGACAUUAAAAAAUGAAAAAGUUGUUAAAUUUAUGUAAAAAUGCGUGACAUCAACCAGAAAAUCUGUUCAAAAUAAGCCAAACAUACGGAUCAAUUAGUGUAAAAAUUAUGACGCAAAAUGUGUAGUACUGCUGAUAGACACAUAUAAAAACAAAAGUGACACACUACCUCCCUUUUGGAACUAAUACUCUCUUCAUCGGAGAGGAGAGAGGGAUAGGUUAGAGAAGGUUAAAAAGAAAGGGCAGGUCACUCAGACCCCAGAGGGUAGUAAGGAUGAGGGUAGACAAAGAAUCUUUGUGUACAUCUAUACCAUAACUUUGGAAAUCCUUUCUGUAUUUAUUUCAAAGACUUCAUCAAGAAAUGUCAAUUUAUUUAUUCUAGUUAGUUACUAGAAUAUUAUUAUUACUAUUUUUAGCUUCUCCAAUUCCUUACCCCACCUGUCUCACAGAAGUAAUUGAAUUAAAUCACUUUGCCAUCAGAUUUUCAUUUUUCAUCCAUUCAUUCAUUGUGUUCCAUAGAGCCCAUCAAGGAGAAUCUUCUUGGAUGUGGACCUAGUCCAAGUAUACACCAACAAAAGACAAUCAACUUGUAGAAACUUAAUCUGGUCACUAUAUUAACAAUAAACUAUCACUGUACUUCUUAAUAUAAAUUGCACUCAUGACA